Messenger RNA from Erythranthe guttata (spotted monkey flower), 2163 nucleotides. RefSeq names its product Pentatricopeptide repeat (PPR-like) superfamily protein. The record is from RefSeq and is a predicted model, not a curated record. Gene Ontology annotation, molecular function: protein binding; mRNA binding. NCBI's taxonomy places the organism in Eukaryota, Viridiplantae, Streptophyta, Magnoliopsida, Lamiales, Phrymaceae.
AGUAUUCCGUCCAAAACGAAAACCACAGGAUAAGAAUUAACAAGUAGACAACAGAAACCAUGGCGGUACCGGUGCACGACUAAGGGACGGACGCCGGUGAGCUUGACAGUGAGUUUUCUGUACUAGAAUCUGCAAGAAUUUAUGGGCUUUCUUGCAUAAAUAUUUGAAUUUCUAUUACUGCUUUUUGGCCGACCAUGGAGUUAAUUGUUCCACCGAAGCAAAACCAUCAAGGUUUUUGCUCAUUUCAUUAUGAUAUACAUAAGAAGAAAACCUCGGGACACCGCAAAGAUCGAAACUUUCCCUGUUUCAACUCUCCCUCUGUGGAAAUACUUGUGGUGAAGAAGCAAGGUUCUAGAAAACAAAGGCGUUCUGGCGUUAAGGUGUUUGCUGUUUCUUUUACUGAAACUUUCUCCACUAAUGGUGGGUUAAGGUUGUCAAAUGCCGAGAGAAUGCCUCAUGGGAAAGGUCGGGGUCAGGUUCAAGGGAAUUCAUCUCAUAGUUUCGAGGAAUUCGAGAGUAAUAACUACCUCCGCCGUUUGGUUAGGAAUGGGGAGUUGGAGGAAGGGUUUAAGCAUCUCGAAAACAUGGUUUACCAUGGCGACAUUCCAGAUAUUAUACCUUGUACGAGUUUGAUUCGUGGGUUUUGUAGAGUGGGGAAGACUAAGAAGGCUACUAGGGUUAUGGAAAUUCUUGAGGAUUCUGGAGCGGUUCCCGAUGUUAUAACUUACAAUGUUCUGAUUAGUGGGUAUUGCAAGUCGGGUGAGAUAUAUAAUGCGUUGAAGGUCUUGGAACGUAUGAGUGUUGCCCCUGAUGUUGUGACGUACAACACAAUUCUGCGUACUCUGUGUGACAGUGGGAAGUUGAAACAAGCCAUGGAGGUUCUUGAUCAGCAGCUUCAAAAGGAAUGCUAUCCAGAUGUGAUUACUUACACUAUCCUGAUCGAAGCCACGUGCAAGGAAAGUGGCGUUGAACAGGCUAUGAAGCUAUUGGAUGAAAUGAGGGACAAAGGUUGUAAGCCAGAUGUGGUUACUUAUAACGUCCUUAUCAAUGGCAUUUGCAAGGAGGGGAGAUUGGAUGAAGCAAUCAUGUUCUUGAAUAACAUGUCAUCGUAUGGUUGCCAACCUAAUGUAAUCACACACAACAUUAUUCUGCGCAGUAUGUGCAGUACUGGGAGGUGGAUGGAUGCUGAGAAGCUGUUGGCUGAGAUGCUUAGGAAAGGUUGUUCUCCAAGUGUGGUCACCUUUAAUAUUUUGAUUAACUUCUUGUGUAGGAAGGGAUUACUGGGGAGAGCGAUUGAUAUUUUGGAGAAGAUGCCUAAACAUGGGUGCACCCCAAACUCGUUGAGUUACAAUCCACUACUUCAUGGAUUCUGCAAAGAGAAGAAGAUGGAUAGGGCGAUUGAGUAUCUAGAGGUAAUGGUUACUCGAGGAUGUUAUCCAGAUAUUGUAACGUAUAACACGUUGCUCACAGCUCUGUGCAAAGAUGGGAAGGUUGAUAUUGCAGUUGAGAUACUUAACCAACUGAGUAGCAAAGGUUGCUCCCCUGUUUUGAUCACCUACAAUACAGUGAUUGACGGGCUUUCUAAAAUGGGAAAAACAGAACGUGCUAUGCAGUUGUUGUUUGAGAUGAGGGAGAGAGGUCUGAGGCCAGAUAUCAUUACGUACUCAUCACUUGUUGGAGGACUUAGCAGAGAAGGAAAGGUUGAAGAAGCUAUAGAUUUCUUUCAAGAUUUGGAAGGAAUGGGUGUCAGGCCUAAUUCUGUGAUCUACAAUGCUAUCAUGUUAGGGCUUUGUAAGGCUCGGAAAACAGACCGUGCCAUCAAUUUCUUGGUCCAUAUGGUGUCCAAAGGGUGCAAGCCUACUGAAUCUACUUACACUAUUCUGAUUGAAGGCUUAGCUUAUGAGGGUUUCACCAAAGAGGCUCUUGAAUUGCUCAAUGAGCUGUGCUCUCGAGGAGUUGUGAAGAAGAGUUCAGCUGAACAGGUGGUCGUCAAAUUUUAGCUUCAAUUUGAGUAUCUGAUAGAAUUCUAGUAUGUGUUCUAGUAUCUGUUAUUGCAUUAUUCACUUGUUUUUUUGUUUUUGUCAAAUCAUGAAUGAACUACUGAGAAAACCUCAAUUUUGUAGUUAUCUACUGAGUAUGAAAUUUGUGAAUUUUCUUUGUUGC